CAGAAAAGAGAGAAUCGAGUAGGCGUGAGGCCGUCUUUCCUGUGUUUUAUUCGCAGAUAAUCGCUCUGCUGGAUUGUAAAAGGUUUGGGGGGCAAAAAAAUAGCAACCGAAUAAAAGAGAAAAGACGACGGAAAAAAAAACACGACAUAAGAAAAAUACAAGAGAGGCCCAUCCAUUGCAGCCAUGGCCUCGGAUAACCCUAGCGCACAAAAUCCUAGCUGCAAGAUUCUAACCUUCCGACCCACCAUGGAAGAGUUUAAAGACUUCAAGAAGUACAUGGCCUACAUAGAGUCACAAGGUGCACACCGGGCUGGCCUGGCUAAGGUAAUUCCACCACCGGAGUGGAAGCCACGCAAAACAUACGACUCGAUAGAUGAGAUGGUAAUUCCCGCUCCCAUCACACAGGUUGUUACUGGGCAGUCUGGCCUGUUCACACAAUACAACAUUCAGAGGAAGCCCAUGACGGUGGGGGAGUACCGUAAACUUGCCAACAGCGAAAAGUACUGUACUCCUCGGCACCAAGACUUUGAUGACCUGGAGCGCAAAUACUGGAAGAACUUGACUUUUGUUUCUCCGAUUUAUGGGGCAGAUAUCAGCGGAUCUCUCUAUGACAAAGGAAUUGAUGAGUGGAAUAUUGGCAAUCUGGAUACUCUGUUGGACAUGGUAGAGCAGGAGUGUGGCAUCGUCAUUGAAGGAGUCAACACCCCAUAUUUGUAUUUUGGAAUGUGGAAGACGACAUUUGCCUGGCACACAGAGGACAUGGACUUGUACAGCAUUAACUACCUGCACUUCGGGGAACCCAAGUCCUGGUACACUGUGCCACCCGAACAUGGCAAGAGGCUGGAGCGCUUGGCCAAAGGUUUCUUCCCCGGCAGUUCUCAAGGCUGUGAUGCUUUUCUAAGGCAUAAAAUGACCCUGAUUUCACCCUCCAUUCUGAAGAAAUACAGCAUCCCCUUCGACAGGAUCACACAGGAGGCAGGAGAAUUCAUGAUCACCUUUCCAUACGGUUACCAUGCAGGCUUCAACCAUGGUUUCAAUUGUGCCGAGUCCACUAACUUUGCCACACUUCGCUGGAUUGACUAUGGCAAGAUGGCAACACAGUGCACCUGCCGAAACGACAUGGUGAAAAUCUCCAUGGAUGUGUUUGUCCGCUUUCUGCAACCCGAGCGCUAUGAGCAGUGGAAACAAGGCAAAGACGUGACUGUGCUCGAUCACCUGAAGCCCACCUCUCUGACCAGCAAAGAACUGGAGGAGUGGCGGGAAAGGCGGGCUCAGAUCAAAGCCAAGAUGCUGCGCCGAGCAAAUCGUAAAAGAAAUCGCGCACGCAAGCAGAAAGCAGAGGCGGCCAAAGCUGCCGCUGAAGAGGGAGCAACAGGGGAGACUAAAGGGGAGACAGAUGCUAAAGCGGAAGAGAGGAACAAAGGUGCCGAAAGCCAAGAAGAUCUGAAACCUGAUGUGGCCUACGGUAAGCCAGAGGAGGAAAAAAAGAAAAAAAAGAAAAAGAAAAACGUCCAACCACAAGAAACACCAGUGGGCACCGAUAUCAACACGGCAGCAGAAAGCCACAAGACUGACCCAGCUUCUCAGGAAACUGCAGAAUCCGUCAACGUCUCCACGUCCACCAAAACAGAGUUCUACCAGGACGAGGAAGAAGGAGAUGACUCAUCUGAAUUCAAACCCCGUCCUAUCAUCCCCAUGUUGUAUGUAGUGCCAAACAACAAGAAGGUGAUCUUCGACAAAGCAAAAAUGUCCUGCCAGGAGGCAUUUGAGCGGUUUGCCAAACGGAAAGCAUCACAAGCAGAACUUGUCACAUUCAAAGAGCCAGGAAAAGCCAGCGCAAAGGAGGAAGAGGAGAUCAGUGACACAGAGCCACUUUCAGAGGAAAUGCAGUCCUCUCCCCCCUACACAAAAAUGAAGAUGAAGGUGAAGAAGAGCCGUCGCCACCCAUUCAGUAAGCCGCCCAUGCGCUCACCGCUGUCAGUGGUCAAACAGGAGACCUCAAGUGACGAGGAGUGGUUUUCUUCUUAUGCUGGCGAUGAAGAUCUCAGUGACCCUCAGGCAGUGAAGACAGUACUCUCCCACCUUUGGCAGAACAAGUCUCACAACUUCCUAGCAGAGCGGCGAUUCAAUGCAGCUGUGGCCCUGAUUGAGCCUUACUGUGCAAUCUGCACGCUUUUUUACCCAUACGUGCAGCAGCCAGACAAGGACAUGUCCUUGUCUGUGGACACGUUGAUCAUCCCAGCAUCCAAGUGUGGCUCCAGAACCAAGCCACUGAUCCCGGAAAUGUGCUUUACAUCAGGGUUAGAAAACACAGAGCCCCUACCAUCUAACUCCUACCUCGGGGAAGACGGAACCAGCGUCCUCAUCUGCUGUUCCAAAUGUUGUCUGCAGGUUCAUGCCAGUUGUUAUGGAAUCAGACCCGACCUCGUCAAGGAAGGCUGGACCUGCUCUCGGUGCACGGCCAAUGCCUGGACUGUGGACUGCUGCCUGUGUAACCUGAGAGGUGGAGCGCUGCAGAUUACAACCGACAAAAGGUGGGUACAUGUCAUAUGUGCCAUCGCUGUGCCAGAAGCCCGAUUUGUGAACAUCCUUGAAAGGAACCCAGUGGACAUCAGUGGCAUCCCAGAGCAGAGGAAGAAUCUGAAGUGCGUCUACUGCCACAAAUAUACAAAGAUAGUGUCCGGUGCCUGCAUCCAGUGCUCCUUUGAGCACUGCUCCACCUCUUUCCAUGUCACCUGUGCCCACACUGCUGGAGUCCUCAUGGAGCCGGAUGACUGGCCCUACGUGGUGUCCAUUAUGUGUCACAAGCACAAGACCUCUUCUCAGAACUCAAGUCCGAUGGUGAAGGAGAUCUCCUUGGGGCAGGUUGUCAUCGCCAAGAACCGCAAUGGCCUCUACUACAAGUGCCGAGUGAUUGGGAAAGCAAUGCAGACCUUCUACGAGGUCAACUUUGAAGAUGGCUCCUACAGUGACAACCUCUAUCCCGAGAACGUCAUAAGCCGGGAUUGCCUUCAGUAUGGCCCACCAGCAGAGGGUGAGGUUAUUCAAGUGAAGUGGACAGAUGGCAGUGUCAUCAGUGCCAAGUUUUUAACAGCCCACAUAAGCAGUAUCUACCAGGUGGAGUUUGAAGACGGAUCCCAGCUGACAGUGAAACGCAGCGAUGUUCACACUCUCGAUGAGGAGCUGCCCAAGAAAGUGAAAUCACGCCUGUCACUGACGACAGGAGCCCCACAGGAGACCAGUUUCUCCGGAGAUGAAGGCAAGGCUCCCAAGCGGCUCCGUGGCACCCAUGCAGCCCCUCCAACCUCAAUGGAUGAUGUCACCCAGAGCGCCGAGUACCUGGCCUUUAUGGAGUCCCUGCUUCACUCCCAGUACCAGCAGCAGUCGCUGCCCACCGACAGUCACAGCAUGUUCUGAAUGUCGACUUGUGGGGGUCCGUGUAGCUGAAUGAACAUUUUAUGUCUUUUGUUCGUUUAUGGUUCCCCUUUCUCUCUCUCUCUCUUUCUCUCUGUUUCUCUGAACAAAAUGGACAAGGCACUUCAUCAAGAGAACCCUCCUGCCCCUUCCACCCAGUACCCCAACCUAAACAGACGCAGGAGCUCAGGCUCUCCCGAUUUUUACCUCUGCACACGAGGCCAGUGGAGGGGCCGGCAACGUUGUGUACAGCUUUAACUGAAGUUCAGACGGUGACGAGGCCUGUGGAUGAAACAACCGAACUCUCUCAAUAUAUACAGUAUAUAUAUUUAUAUAUAUAUAUACAUACAUACGUAUACAGGUAUAUAUAAUUCUAUAUUCCAGUUUACACAAGUCGCAUUUCGGGUUGUUUCCAGUACUGUUGCAAUAUUACCUUUUGUUCUGUGGUAAAGCAUAGGAAGCUAUUAACUUAUUCAUUUUUGACUCUUUUUUUUUUUUAUUUUUUUUUAUUAUUAUUAUUUUUUAUUUUUUUUUUUUUGCUUUUCCUUAGCGCUUUUAAGUUAUAUUUUGGUUGAAUUUAUUCCGAAAUUGUUUAUAGUAAAUGUUAAUUAUAUAUAUUUGAGUGAUUUUUUUUUUUCCUUUCUUUAUCCUGGAUAUUUUGGGGCGGUCGGGGGGUUGUUGAACUGUGGAAAAAAAAUUUUUGGGUGGGGCGGGAAGUGGGCGGGUGAACGAAAAACUACAACGUGGCGGCAUGGGAAACGGGGUCUCCUCACAGACCAAGAAAAUAUGGUUAUUAAUUUUCUACCGAUUUUUGAGCCAUCUUCAUAACAGGUGCUAUUCAAAGUUGACUACUGAUGCAGCGGAGAAAAUCUAUAUUAUACCUUCAAGUCUUAUGUAAAUACCAAAAGAAUAAAUAUCCUUUGUGAAAUUGUUUCAGGAAGUGAACAUUUUGGGGGAAAAUAAAAAAAAAAAAAAAAACAUUUUGUAGUGUUCCAAAAAAAAUAAAAUUAUAUAUAAAUCUAUUACCAUUAGCAUUACUGUAACUGCUCGGCAGUUAGGUAGCACUGGGAGGUUCUUAGGGUUAGGCAACAAUGAAAUGUUGAAUUAGCAGGAUCUUGUACACCAAACCUUUUAAAAAAAAUAAAAUAAAACAAAGUGGA
Messenger RNA from Erpetoichthys calabaricus (reedfish), 4574 nucleotides. RefSeq names its product lysine (K)-specific demethylase 4B (gene kdm4b). Gene Ontology annotation, cellular component: nucleus. Bases 184 to 3417 code for a protein of 1077 amino acids. The transcript has 22 exons. Gene Ontology annotation, molecular function: histone H3K9 demethylase activity. The record is from RefSeq and is a predicted model, not a curated record. NCBI's taxonomy places the organism in Eukaryota, Metazoa, Chordata, Cladistia, Polypteriformes, Polypteridae. Gene Ontology annotation, biological process: chromatin remodeling.